CUCACACCUUAUCAUGCAUUAUGCAGCAAUCCCCAUUGUCGCACACGAUUGUAUAGACUGUCUGUCUGUUUGGUAGUAUCCAGCUCAAGGUGUUGCUUUCAUAUUAUGGCCUUAUCUACUUUUAAAACUCACUUAAACAUGAGAGGAACUAUUUUUACUGCCUUUGUGAUGGUGCUGUCUUUGUUUUGUUUGGGACAAGCACUUGAGUGCUUUCGGUGUGAUCUUGGAUUCUGGGAUGUGUGUUUCACUACCAAGACAAACUGCAGUGAUGAUGAGUUGUGUUAUGUGGGAAUUGGUAAAGCAGCUUCUGUCCUGGAUAUAAAGGUGAUGGGUUGUCUUCCUGUGGAGGAGUGCAACAAGACAACAGAUGUAGAGUUUCCUGCCAAUAAGACCUUCUACACCUUGAACACCACCUGUUGUGAGGAAGACUUCUGCAACGCUGGCCCUUCCAUUCAGUUGUCCCUUGCUCCUCUUUUGCUUCCCAUACUACUUAUUGCAGAGAUGAUGGGUGUGUUUUGAUGAGUUCUAAAUUCUAAUUGUUAUAUAAGGGAUUGAAGGUUCUUCAUGUUUACACUGUUCACGUCCUAUUACUGUUGUGUUGAAUGAUCUAAAACAGCUGCCUUUUAUUUAGCAGAGCACAUUUUGGAUGCUCUUUUCUAGCCAGUUGAUUUUGUUCAUCCAAACGAGUAAGGAUUGUUGAUGAGGUUCUAAUGUUUUCUUAACACGAACAUGUUUUACUGUUCAAUAAAUGCAAAUGUCAAACA
Molecule: messenger RNA, 764 nt
Organism: Onychostoma macrolepis
Lineage: Eukaryota; Metazoa; Chordata; Actinopteri; Cypriniformes; Cyprinidae
Product: sperm acrosome membrane-associated protein 4-like
Exons: 3
Coding region: 106-519 (137 amino acids)
Cellular component (GO): membrane
Molecular function (GO): transmembrane receptor protein serine/threonine kinase activity
Source: RefSeq, a predicted model, not a curated record